Molecule: messenger RNA, 3745 nt
Organism: Patella vulgata (common limpet)
Lineage: Eukaryota; Metazoa; Mollusca; Gastropoda; Patellidae
Product: alanine--glyoxylate aminotransferase
Exons: 12
Coding region: 131-1399 (422 amino acids)
Cellular component (GO): peroxisome
Molecular function (GO): L-serine:pyruvate transaminase activity; L-alanine:glyoxylate transaminase activity
Source: RefSeq, a predicted model, not a curated record
CAGAGAAUUAGGGGAGACAACUCGGUGGGUCAAGGGUCAGGAGAUAAAUGAAUUUGUACCUUCAAAAGUGUAAUUUAUCUUGUGAGCUUGUCAUAUUUAUCUUGGAAAUAGAUUAGCAAUAUAGGUCGUUAUGUCGUCCCCAGCCGUUUGCACAACUUUUCGAUCAAUAAUAGGCCUACGGCGACAUCUACUCCGACAACUACGUCAGUCAACACGUGUGUCAGCUGUAACGAUGUCAUCAACAGGAGUAUCCGCACCCCCUCAAUGCCUCCUCAAACCCCUGGACUUUCCCCACAAAACUUUAAUGGGACCAGGUCCCUCUAACUGCCCACCCAGAAUAUUAGCAGCAUGCGCUCUCCCGAUGUUGGGUCAUCUUCAUCCAGAAUUCAUCAAGAUCAUGGAUGAAGUAAAAGAAGGUUUACAGUACGCUUUUCAAACUCAAAAUACCUGGACAUUUGUUGUAUCAGCAACAGGUCAUGGUGCUAUGGAAGCAGCUUGUGUUAAUUUACUGGAACCUGGUGAAGUAGCUCUCGUCUGUCAGAAUGGUAUCUGGGGUGAACGAUUUGCUGAAAUGGUCGACAGGAAUGGUUCUGUACCAGAGAAGUUGAUUCGACCAAUGGGACAAGUUUUUAAUCUAUCAGAAAUAGAAGAGGGUUUAAAGAAAUAUAAACCAUCUAUAUUAUUUAUUACUCAUGGUGAAUCUUCUGGUGCUACUGCUCAGCCAUUAGAAGGAUUGGGUGAUCUCUGUCAUAGGUAUAAUUGUUUGUUGUUAGUAGAUUCUGUAGCAGCAUUAGGUGGAGUACCAAUGUAUAUGGAUAAAUGGGGUAUUGAUGUUAUAUAUUCUGGAUCACAGAAAGUUUUAAGUUCACCACCAGGUACAAGUCCAAUAGCUUUCUCACCACAAGCCAGAGAAAAAGUAUUAAAUCGUAAAACAAAGGUUCGUUCAUAUUAUUUUGAUGCUGGUGAAUUGGCUAAUUAUUGGGGAUGUGAUGAGAAUCCUAGGAGAUAUCAUCAUACAGCACCUGUCAGUAGUAUUUACGCUCUUAGAGAAGGUUUAGCUAGACUCGUAGAAAUGGGUUUAGAAGCAAGCUGGAAGAAUAACAGAGAAUGUGCUGAACAAUUAUGGACUGGUGUAGAAAAGUUGGGUCUUGAACUUUGGGUUCCAAAUAAGGAAGAACGUAAUCCAUGUGUAACAGCCGUUAAAGUACCAGAAGGGGUCAACUGGAAGGAUGUCGCAGAUUACGCAAUGAAAAAUUAUCGUGUAGAAAUUUCUGGUGGUCUUGGUCAGUUAGCAGGAAAAGUGUGGAGAAUUGGUAUUAUGGGUUAUAAUGCAACACCCGAUAAUAUUCGCCUGGUUUUACGAGCUUUGGGAGAAGCUCUAGAAAAUGUCCGAAAGUGAAAUUUGAUUCAGGGAAACUUUUAGUGUAGAUUGAAACUAUAAUACUGUUUCUGUAUACCUCUGAUUAUUCCUUGAUUGUGACUGAUUCCUUCAUAUAAUCAAACACAUAAUGAUGGGUUGAUUGGCUGAGUGGUCUACUGCAUGUGUUAUAGAUUAUAAAUUAUGUAAUACAUGUAUUUGACAUGGAAAAAUAUUUGAUGCUCACAUAUAAAUUUUGUUUGUAUAGAAUUAAUAGUUAAAUGGCUUCCAGAGUUGAGUUCUAAUCCCCGGUUGUAUGUGACAAGGAGUAGGGUCGCCUGUCCAACCUUGUGGGUUUCCUCCCACUGCUAAAGACCCCUAAGCGCACGCGAAUUAUUAAAAUAACAUUAAACCAUAUGUUAGUCCCAAAAUGACCUAGUUUGUGUCGAGUGGAUGUUAAACCCCAUUUCUCUCUCUCUCUCCAGGGUUGAGUGCAUGCACUAGUUAGAUCAUAAAUGUUUUUUUAUAAACAAUAUUUUAUUGAUAAUGGGAAUGGGAAUAUGUUAUGCAUACAAGACAUGGCUUCAAUUCAAUCCUAACCCUAACCCUUGAUGCUUAAUUAUGGAUUUAUUUUGGAUUAAAACUAAAUUGUUUUUUCAAAUUUAGUUGAUUGUCUUGUUUAAUAAAAGAUGUGGAUAUCAUUUAUAUUUUUUGAACAAUCGCACCCAGACUAAAAGUUAUUCAUAUUUAUUAUUUAUCAUUGAAUUAAGAAAACAAGUGAUAUUCCUUGUAGAGAUUCAACUUUCAAAAUAUCGUAGUUUGGAUGGGGAUUACAAUCCGUUAAAUAACACUCAGAAAUUUUAAUUAGGUUGGUUUACCUCUGUUUUCUGUUAGAGGAAUAUCAGUAGCCCCAUUAAUAAAUAGACUCUGUAAUUUAAUAAUUUAGAUGAUUGUAUUUUGAAUUGGGAGGAAUCCAUGGUCGCCAUAGUAACUUGACAUUGAACACUGAAAUAUUUAAAUUUAACAUUUUUAAUGUAUUUAUCUUCCAAUUAAUGUCUUUUAAUAUAUCUAGACUAGACAGGCCUAAUAUUUCCGGGUAAAUUUUAUGGAAGACCUGGGGUAUUUCAUAUUCUCAGAAUGAUUUGGACUAUUUCUUGCAUUUCUUAUUCAGGACGAAUUUAUCUCUGGAAGCUGGAAGGUUCACAUGGGAGCAGGGCUUCCACUUCAGAAUUUGACUAUCAGUCAUUUUAAAUAACGUAAUGAAACAUCGCAAAUUAAAUUCAUUUUAAAAAAACAGGCUGUUUUUACAGUUUGUAGAAUGAAGGGACAGUUGAGUUUAAACCCAGGUAGAUUCACCCGGAAGAUAUUUAUGUAUUGUAAUUUGUAUAUGUUUUUAAGAUACCUGCUGCUCAAAAUAGGUUAAUUACAGGUACACAAAUAUCUAUUCAAUUUAAUAAUGAAAUCAAAUUUGGGAUUAUUCUUAUUUUUUUUGCAUCAAACAGGCCUAAAUUAAGAUGAAUGUAAUAAUGAGUUGAACUCAUCAUCAGCAUUUAUUUGAUAUUGUUUUGUUUUUUUACGUUUUCUGUAUACAUGUUGUGUUUUUUAUUAUAAUUUAUGUUAUCAGAUUGAUUUUGAGUGCUAUUUAUGAUUAUGGGGGGUUGGGUGGAAGAAUGGUUUUACCCAUGCAGGUUAGAUCAUAAAGUCUGUUAUUGAGUUAACUAGAGUGGUUUUGAUUCCCUGGUUGAACAAUCUCGUGGGUUUUCUCUGGGUCCUUCGGUUUCCUCCCACUGCUAAAGACCCCUACGCGCAAGAGAAUUAUUGAAAUAAAAUUAAACCAUAUGUUAGUCCCGAAAUGACCUAGUUAGGGUCGAGUGGAUGUUAAACACCCCAUAAUUGACAAGCCCUGUCUUUAGCCAGACAAAUUAUCUGGUGGUCGAUAUUAAGUAGAAUAAUACCCUGGUUCAACAGGAUUUUAAAGGUCAGUAUAAAGCAGGUUUAUGUCUAACUUUAUCUAUUUAAACAUCAAGGAAUGGUCGAUUCUAUAUAACUGAUAAACUUUAUUGUUUGCCUGGUGACAAAUAAUAAUAAUAAUCAAUUUGUAUAAGGCUGAGUGUUCCAGCUAACAAGCUGCUCCAUAAUAAUCAAUUUGUAUAAGGCUGGAUGCUCCAGCUAACUAGCUGCUCCAUAUUGUUUGUCUUAUGUGACCAAUAAUAAUAAUGAUGAUAAUCAAUUUGUAUAACACUGAGUGCUCCAGCUAACAAGCUGCUCUAUAAUCUUUAUUGUAUAAUAUAUAAUUGUUGAUUAUAAAUUGUGGGUGCUGAUUUAUAUAUUAUUGUAUAUAUUUGUUAAUUGUUGAAGAAGGCAAAUAAAGAAAUAUUUACUACUAAA